Cebus imitator (Panamanian white-faced capuchin) is the source of this 3876-nucleotide messenger RNA. RefSeq names its product NRAS proto-oncogene, GTPase (gene NRAS). The transcript has 7 exons. Gene Ontology annotation, molecular function: GDP binding; GTPase activity; GTP binding. Gene Ontology annotation, cellular component: plasma membrane. The coding region runs from base 727 to 1296 and encodes 189 amino acids. Lineage: Eukaryota; Metazoa; Chordata; Mammalia; Primates; Cebidae. The record is from RefSeq and is a predicted model, not a curated record. Gene Ontology annotation, biological process: Ras protein signal transduction.
CUGCAGCUUCUAGGACCCAGUUUCUUUUACUGAUUUAAAAACAAAACAAAAAAAAAUAAAAAAGUUGUGCCUGAAAUGAAUCUUGUUUUUUUUAUAAGUAGCCGCCUGGUUACUGUGUCCUGUGAAAUACAGACACUUGACCCUUGGUGUAGCUUCUGUUCAACUUUAUAUCACGGGAAUAGAUGGGUCUGAUUUCUUGGCCCUCUUCUUGAAUUGGCCAUAUACAGGGUCCCUGGCCAGUGGACUGAAGGCUUUGUCUAAGAAGACAAGGGUCAGCUCAGGGGAUGUGGGGGAGGGCUCUUUUAUCUUCCCCCUUGUCGUUUGAGGUUUUGAUCUCUGGGUAAAGAGGCCGUUUAUCUUUGUAAACACAAAACAUUUUUGCUUUCUCCAGUUUUCUGUUAAUGGCGAAAGAAUGGAAGCGAAUAAAGUUUUACUGAUUUUUGAGACACUAGCACCUAGCGCUUUCAUUAUUGAAACGUCCCGUGUGGGAGGGGCGGGUCUGGGUGCGGCCUGCCGCGUGACUCCUGGUUCGGAGGCCCACGUGGCCAGGGCGGGGACUCAGGCGCCUGGGGCGCCGACUGAUUACGUAGCGGGCGGGGCCGGAAGUGCCGCUCCCUGGUGGGGGCUGUUCAUGGCGGUUCCGGGGUCUCCAACAUUUUUCCUAGCUGUGGUCCUAAGUCUGUCCAAAGCAGAGGCAGUAGAGCUUGAGGUUCUUGCUGGUGUGAAAUGACUGAGUACAAACUGGUGGUGGUUGGAGCAGGUGGUGUUGGGAAAAGCGCACUGACAAUCCAGCUAAUCCAGAACCACUUUGUAGAUGAAUAUGAUCCCACCAUAGAGGAUUCUUACAGAAAACAGGUGGUAAUAGAUGGUGAAACCUGUCUGUUGGACAUACUGGAUACAGCUGGACAAGAAGAGUACAGUGCCAUGAGAGACCAAUACAUGAGGACAGGCGAAGGCUUCCUCUGUGUAUUUGCCAUCAAUAACAGCAAGUCAUUUGCGGAUAUUAACCUCUACAGGGAGCAGAUUAAGCGAGUAAAAGACUCGGAUGAUGUACCUAUGGUGCUAGUGGGAAACAAGUGUGAUUUGCCAACAAGGACAGUUGAUACAAAACAAGCCCACGAACUGGCCAAGAGUUACGGGAUUCCAUUCAUUGAAACCUCAGCCAAGACCAGACAGGGUGUUGAAGAUGCUUUUUACACACUGGUGAGAGAGAUACGCCAGUACCGAAUGAAAAAACUCAACAGCAGUGAUGAUGGGACUCAGGGUUGUAUGGGAUUGCCCUGUGUGGUGAUGUAACAAGAUACUUUUAAAGUUCUAUCAGAAAAGAGCCACUUUCAAGCUGCACUGACGCCCUGGUCCUGACUUCCCUGGAGGAGAAGUAUUCCUGUCGCUAUCUUUAGUCUCACAGAGAAGCUCCUGCUACUUCCCCAACUCUCAGUAGUUUAGUACAAUAUUCUCUAUUUGAAAAGUUCUCAGAAUAACUACCUCCUCACUUGGCUGUCUGACCAGAGAAAUGCACCUCUUGUUACUCCCUGUUACUUUUCUGCCCUGGGUUAUUCCAUAACACAAACACACUUCUGCCACUGCAGGCAUUUCAUCUGAAAAGCAGUUCAUGUCUGAAACAGAGAACCAAACUGCAAACGUGAAAUUCUAUUGAAAACAGUGUCUUGAGCUCUAAGGUAGCAACUGCUGGUGAUUUUUUUUUUUUACUGUUGAACUUAGAACUAUGCUAAUUUUUGAAGAAAUGUCAUAAAUUACUGUUUUGCCAAGAAUAUAGUUAUUAUUGCUGUUUGUUUUUAAUGUUAUCGGCUGUAUUCUCUAAACUGGCAUCUGCUCUAGAUUCAUAAAUACAAAAAUGAAACAAUUUUGAGUCUCUCCUAGUCUUCUCAGCUUUCAUGUAAUUAAAUCCAACUUUCACAGUGAAGUGCCUUUUUAUAGAAGUGGUUUGUAGACUUCCUUUAUAAUAUUUCAGUGGAAUCGAUGUCUCAAAAAUCUUUAUGCAUGAAAAUGAAUGUCUGAGAUAUGUCUGUGACUUAUCUACCAUUGAGGGAAAGCUAUAUCUAUAUGAGAGCAGAUGCCAUUUUGUACAUGUAUAAAGUUGGUUUUCCAGAGCCCUGUUUUGGGUCUUUCCCAGGAGAAAGAUGAAACUGAAAGCGUAUGAAUAAUUUCACUUAAUUUUUACCUAAUCUCCACUGUUUUCAUAGGUUACUACCUAUAAAAUGUAUUUGUUUCCUCUAGCUUACUGAUAAGCCUAAUAUUCAAUGAAUUUCUAUUUGUAUUCAAAUUUGGGUCAUACCAGAAAGCUCUACAUUUGCAGGUGUUCAAAUAUUGUAAAACUUUGGUGCAUUGUUAUUUAAUAGCUGUGACCAGUGAUUUUCAAACCUCAAAUAUAGUGUAUUAACAAAUUACAUUUUCACUGUAUAUCAUGGUAUCUUAAUGAUGUAUAUAAUUGCCCUCAAUCCCCUUCUCACCCUACCUUCUGUACCUCCCCCCACAGCAAUAGGGGCUUGAUUAUUGCAGUUGAGUAAAGCACGGUGCUAAUGGACCAGGGUCAUAGUUUCAAAACUUGAAAACUCCAGUUAGCAUCACAGAGAAAGAAAUUCUUCUACAUUUGCUCAUUGCAGCAGUAACUCCAGCUAGUAAUUUUGCUGGAUGCCUGCAGUUAGUCCUGCAAGGAAAGAAGAGGUCAGUUAGCAUAAGCCCUUUACCGUGACUGGAAAACUUGGUAUCAUGUAUUUAAAUCUUUUUUUUUUUCUUUUAGCCAUGUAGAAACUCUAAAUUAAACCAAUAUUCUCAUUUGAGAAUGAGGAUGUCUCAGCUGAAAAAUGUUUUAAAUUUUCUUUAUUCAUAAUGUUCUUUGAAUGGUUUAAAACAAGAUGUUGAUAAAUCUGAGCUGAUGAGUUUGUUCAAAACAGGAAGCUGAAAUUGUUGAGACAGGAAUGGAAGAUAUAAUUAAUUGAUAGUUAUGAGGAUUUGGAGGUUUGCCAUUUUCAUUUGCAGAUAAUACCCUGGUAAUUCUCAUGAAAAAUAGGAUUGGAUAACUUGCGAUAAAAGACUAAUUCCAAAAUGGCCACGUUGUUCCUGUCUUCUAAUAUCUAAAUGCUUAUUGAGGUCCUCCAUCUUCUACAUUAUGAAUUUUCAUUUAUUAAGCAAAUGUCAUAUUACCUUGAAAUUCAAAAAAGAAGAAACAUAUUCUGUGCCCAGAAUAUAACUCACCUGGAGAGUUGUGCUCCUUACUGCUAAUUCUGGGAGCUUUCACAGUACUGUCAUUUGUAAACGGAAAUUCUACUUUUCUGUUUCUGCUCCUUCUGGGGCAGUGUUACUCUAAUUUUCGUAACAGUUUUUUGUUGUUGUUUUUUUUCUGUGACUGGCAGUUUGAUUUUUUUUUUCCUUAAAAACCUUUUAAAUUUGAUGUCAAAUUAGGGAGAAAGAUAGUUACUCAUCUUGGGCGCUUGUGCCAAUAAAGAGCCUUUGUAUGUAUGUACUUACAGUUUUCUCAAGUAUGUUCUAAGCACAGAAGUUUCUAAAUGGGGCCAAAAUUCAGACUUGAGUAUGUUCCUUGAAUAGUUUUUUAAGAAGUUACAAUUAGCCAGGCACGGUGGCCAGCGCCUGUAGUCCCAGCUACUUGAGAGGCUGAGGCAGGAGAAUCGCUUGAACCCGGAAGGUGGAGGUUGCAGUGAACAGAGAUCGUGCCACUGCACUCCAGCCUGGGUGACAAAGCGAGACUCGUCAAAAAAAAAAAAAAAAAAAAAGUUAGACCUAAGUGUGAAUUUUGGCACAAAGGAGUGACAAACUUAAAAGCUGAAUAACUUCAGUGUGGUGUAAAAAGUAGUUUUUAGGCCAUGUUUGUGAUUGCUGAAAAUAAUUCUAGUUUAC